ACGUGUGAAAACUGGAGGAAAUGGCGCUGGAUGUGUUGCAGUGGGUUGUCAUUGGCUUCCUGUUGAUACUUCCUAUUCUGUACGAGCUGAACAGCACGUUCAAGUAUUAUGCCAAGUUUUUCUUCUACUAUGUCAUUGUCAAUCUUUUGGCUUUCAUGGUUAUUUUCCUGAGUCUUCCACGGGCGAAGGAUGUCACGAAUUAUGGAUACGUCAGCUCGGCCAUCAAGAGCAUCAGGAAGUUGUUUGGAAUUGAGAUCGAAAUCCGUGGGAAAGAAAAUCUUGAGUCAAAUAAACCAUACAUCCUGGUGUCCAACCAUCAGAGCUCUCUCGACUUCUUUGGUAUGAUGGAGAUUUGGCCAUUACGUUGCACCAGCUUGGCCAAGAAAGAACUGAUGUACACUGGGCCAUUUGGCCUGGCAGCAUGGCUGUGUGGGACAGUGUUCAUUGACCGUUUGAACCAUGACCGGGCCGUCAGCACGAUAAAGGAAACUGCCGACUUCAUCAACAAGAACAAUGUGAAGGUGUUCAUUUUCCCUGAGGGCACCCGUAACCAUUCAGGCUCCAUUUUACCCUUCAAGAAGGGCGCCUUCUACCUGGCUGUGCAGGCCCAGGUUCCGGUUGUACCAGUUGUCUUCUCCUCCUACUCGGACUUCUACAGCAAACGUGACAAGAGAUUUGAAACGGGUAAAUUCAUCAUCACAUGCCUCCCCCCGGUGAAUACAGUGGGCAGGAAGGACGCGGAUGUUGCGGUGCUCACCGAGGACGUCAGGCAACAGAUGCUGGACGCCUUCAAUCAAACAUCGUUAGAGUCCCGUCAACCCAGAGUUACCACCACAGUCAAGUAGCAGCUGCAGCAGUCGAUCUUCAAGUCUCAGAUGGAUAAUUGGUUUUAGAAUUCAUUUUACAAAACUGAAACUUUCUUGAUUGGAAGAAUUAGAACAAUUUGUGUGCUUUCAACUUGUCAUUGAGCAUGUUUGUGCUCUCUUUUAUGCUUCAGCUUUUUCUCUGCUGGAUAUGUAUAUGCUGUUUUUAUGACUGGCUCCACUCUUGGAGCAAAUCCAUAUUUACACAUGAUAGAAUGGUGUUAUUUGUGUCAUUGAUCUGACGUGAAAUUGUUUUCUUCAUUAGAUUAUUAAUAUACUAGUGACACUUUGCUAAGGAUCAAAUCAUGGAUUCAACAGAAAACAAU
Molecule: messenger RNA, 1189 nt
Organism: Haliotis rubra (blacklip abalone)
Lineage: Eukaryota; Metazoa; Mollusca; Gastropoda; Lepetellida; Haliotidae
Product: 1-acyl-sn-glycerol-3-phosphate acyltransferase alpha-like
Exons: 6
Coding region: 21-845 (274 amino acids)
Biological process (GO): phosphatidic acid biosynthetic process
Cellular component (GO): endoplasmic reticulum; membrane
Molecular function (GO): 1-acylglycerol-3-phosphate O-acyltransferase activity
Source: RefSeq, a predicted model, not a curated record